This is a messenger RNA of Coffea arabica (coffee), 1394 nucleotides long. RefSeq lists its product as uncharacterized. The record is from RefSeq and is a predicted model, not a curated record. NCBI's taxonomy places the organism in Eukaryota, Viridiplantae, Streptophyta, Magnoliopsida, Gentianales, Rubiaceae.
CCCAUGGCAUAAUGCGAAUGGCCCAUUAUUUAUUCCAACUAGUGGCAUGCUAUUACGCGGGGAUUAGGUGCUCCGUGGUCGCAGGCGCAGGCGCAGUCGCAGUAGUCGCAGUCGCAGUCGUUUGUUUGGUCGAACGAAGCCACGAAAAUAGUCAGCUCAACCAGUCGACAAGAAAAAAAAUUCUUAUCCUCGAUGAAGACUCUUUCUUCUACCAGUAGUAUCAUAUCAUCUACCUAUUCCUCCCUUCCUCUGUCAUCGCCCAGCUACCCACCUUCUCAAUGCUGCCGCCGUCGCCGCGCCUCUUCAUCAAUACAUUCCUUGCCGUUCACCGGAAGGACCGUACAGCUCUUCCAUUCCCGGAGAAGAAGCAGCACUGCUAAAAAUGAAGUUCAGCAUCAGUCAGCUGAAGACGGACAUGGUCAAAAUACCGACGAACCGCUGCCGGAAGAUAUCAAGUUAUUAACUGCGGUUCGAAGCAUUUACAACGACAUUAUGAUUUUGGAAACUGCAGAGUCGAGGCUUUUGCUUCUCGACUCCAGCCACAAGAUUCACAGCAUUUUCGGCAAGGGCGGAAGUAAAUGGACUGGUUCGUAUUGGGACGAGUUCGCCAGCUUGCCGCGGAUUAUUCCUGCCGGUCCGAUUGCGAUUUUUGGCUUGGGAGGCGGAACAGCAGCUGAUUUAAUGCUUCAUUUGUGGCCGUCGUUGCAGAUCGAAGGGUGGGAGAUCGACGAAAUCUUAGUUCAUAAAUCCAGAGAAUACCUAGGGCUCUCUGAGCUCGAGAACCGUGCGGAAGCCGGAGGAGGAGGAUUAAGAGUUCGCAUCGGCGAUGCGCUCUCGGCGAAUGCCAGUGUUGCCGGAGGAUACGCCGGAAUCAUCGUGGAUUUGUUUGCGGACGGAAAGGUUUUAAGGGGGUUGGAGGAGGUGAAAACUUGGGCGGAAAUUGGAGAGAAGCUGAUGCCAAAGGGUAGAAUAAUGGUGAAUUGUGGGGGAGUUUCUUCUGAUGCACGUGAAGAAUUAUUGGAAGGGAAUUUGGAACUGGGUUGGGAACAAAAUAAUGCAAUUAGAGCAAUGAGGAAAGCAUUUCCUGGUGCCGGGGAGCUGAACUGGAAGUUAAUGCCAAAAGAAAAAGGUGCAAACUUUCUUGCAUUGACAAGGGCUUUGCCUGAUUUGGCUGCUUGGUCUUCUGCUCUCCCUGAUGAAUUGAGCUCCAGUGUUUAUCAAUGGAGGAUUUGCUCGGGCUCUUGAAUUGGAAUAGAAAAUUGUGUGUUGUAUAAGGAAUACACACUGCACUAGUACACAAUAACAUUACAGUUACUCGAAAUUUGGGCAAAUUCUUGGAUUGAAAAAUCAACGGUCAACCAAUUCCUUAGAUAUAAAGAUCAAAUUUUGAGCGA